Molecule: messenger RNA, 1846 nt
Organism: Epinephelus fuscoguttatus (brown-marbled grouper)
Lineage: Eukaryota; Metazoa; Chordata; Actinopteri; Perciformes; Serranidae
Gene: fas
Product: Fas cell surface death receptor
Exons: 9
Coding region: 72-1028 (318 amino acids)
Biological process (GO): regulation of stress-activated MAPK cascade; activation-induced cell death of T cells; necroptotic signaling pathway
Cellular component (GO): CD95 death-inducing signaling complex; membrane raft; external side of plasma membrane
Molecular function (GO): tumor necrosis factor receptor activity; protein binding
Source: RefSeq, a predicted model, not a curated record
UGCCCUGCACUAGGGCGGUGACUGUAAACCCCUAACCAGUUGCAUCAGGUCACAACAAGUGUGUCAGCAAAAUGGGAGCCGAUUCGACAAAGUUUCCUGCGUGGUUUUUCACCUUUAACGUUAUUCUGCUCUGUGUGUCAGCCUCCCUUUCCUCCGCUCAAUUGACAACCGGAAGUCGAACUUGUAAUGAUGGCACCUACGAACAUAACGGGAGGAUCUGUUGUCUGUGCGGUGCUGGUCUGUACCUGGAGCAGCACUGCACCAUGAAUCUACAAGUUGGAAUAUGCAAGACCUGUGAUCCAGGGACGUACAACAGUCAGCCUAACAGCCAGAGGUCCUGUGAGCCCUGCACAUCCUGCACACAACCCAAUGCCAAUCUAGAGGUGGAUGAACGCUGCACCCCCGCCAGGGACACAAAGUGUCGAUGUAAAAAGGAUCACUAUUGCAGCAGUGGCCCAGAAACCUGUAGGAUCUGCUACCCAUGUAAAGAGUGUGGUCCCAAGGGCGUCAAAGUAGCCUGUACAGCGAGAAACGACACAGUCUGCAAUGAGAAAACUGAUGGGGGAGAUAACACAGGGAUGAUAGUCGGUAUAGUUGGCGCCGUACUUGCAGUACUCGUGCUUGGUCUUGGUCUUGCUGCAUACUGUUGGAAGAUACGUAAUGGCCGGAAGAGACAGCCGAUCACAGAAAGAGAGAUGAAUGGAAAUGCACGUGAUGUGGAGAUGCAGCCACUCGCAGUUCCAGUUUUGGAUCUCCAGCCUCACUUGCAUAAACUUGCAGAAGUGAUAGGAUGGAAGGAUAUGCACUAUGUAGCAACGCAGAGCCAUAUAACACCCGCUGUUAUUCAGUCUUGUCAGCUGGACCACAUCAGAAGUCAGGACCAGACAUACCAACUUCUGGAGAUCUGGGUGGAGAAGCAGGGCAGGAAUGCCUCAAAGAAGCUUGUCGAAAUCCUACAGAAAGGUGACAAAAAGGGCGCAGUGGACAGGGUGAUGGAAAUAUUGUCUAGAGAAAAUCCUUCAGCUUGAGUGUGUCUGUUGUGAGCACUUUUUAAAUAUCUGCAGUGCUGUCUGCUGUGUGAAUUGUUCUCCUAAAAGCAAUUGAGAUGUUUACAUUAUAGGAUCAAAGUGUAACUACUGAUAAAAGAUUCUAUGUGUUGAUUCUGACUGUACUUGAACUUUUUUAAAGCAGAAUUUAGGGUAUGAUUUUGGAGAGCUACUGUGAUCUGCAACGGUGGUCAGGGAGGAAUUACUAGUAUCUGCCCCCAUGUUAAUGAACUAAUGGUGUGAGGGGUUUUUUCCUGAAGUGUGGAGUAUAAGUGUUCAUAAUGAUUAGAUUGAAUAUUGCAUGCACUGGUUUACGCCUCUCUCCACUUGUUUUUAUAAUAAUGUUGGUCAAAAGCCAGAAAUAUGCUAUGUACUGUUUGUGCCACCAUUUGUAUAUUGUGCAAUAAACUAAUAAAUGUGUUAAUAGUAAAAGUGUCACAGGGAUUUUGAUCGUCUAAUGUUCAUAUAGCUGUUUUUUCUGUUCACGUGUCCUUCCAUAAUCUCAAACCAAAUUACAACAGUACAUCUUAACUUCUGAGAACUAUCAAACUUUUAUUGCUGUUUUGUCAGGCUUGUUGCAGAAACAGUACUCUAGUUAUUUAAUAAGUUCUAUAUUUAAAAGUUUUUGUAAGUAUCAAAAGUCUAAACUAAAAUAUAGGCCAUCUGUAUCAUAUUUAUAAGUACUUAACAAAACAGUAUGGGGUGCAGUGAUGUUACUUUGUUACAGAUUAAGAGCAUAAGUUGAAUAAUUAUUGAGUAUCCUGAAAUAAGUACCAAUAAACCCACAUUAUUUUCACAUC